This is a messenger RNA of Perognathus longimembris pacificus (Pacific pocket mouse), 2160 nucleotides long. RefSeq names its product LETM1 domain containing 1 (gene Letmd1). Gene Ontology annotation, cellular component: mitochondrial inner membrane. The transcript has 9 exons. Gene Ontology annotation, molecular function: ribosome binding. Gene Ontology annotation, biological process: intracellular monoatomic cation homeostasis. Lineage: Eukaryota; Metazoa; Chordata; Mammalia; Rodentia; Heteromyidae. Bases 36 to 1118 code for a protein of 360 amino acids. The record is from RefSeq and is a predicted model, not a curated record.
CCCUCCCCUUCACUCUCCGCUCCUUCACUGUGAAGAUGGCGCUGUCCAGGGUGUGCUGGGCUCGGGCUGCUUUGUGGGGUUCGGCUGUCACCCCUGGACCUUUUGUCACCCGGAGGCUGCAACUUGCUCGCUCUGCCCUUGCUUGGGGAGCCCCUCGGUCUUCAAAGCUUCACCUUUCUCCAAAGGCCAAUAAGAAGAACUUGAUUUCUUACGUGGUGACCAAGUCAAAAGCGAUGAAUGAGAAAUACCAUCGUUUCUUGAGUCGUCAUUUUCCUAACUUCUAUGCCCUGUAUACAAUCUUCACGAAAGGAUUAAAGAUGUUAUGGUCUGAUGCCAAAGAGGCUAAAAGAAUAAAGCUAAAUAUGAGGAAACACAAUAUAAAAUAUCAUCAGCUUUCAUACCGGGAGAUGGAACAUUUGAGACAGUUUCGUCGGGACAUCACCAAGUUUCUUUUCCUAGGUAUCCUUUCCAUUCCACCCUUUACCAACUACCUGGUCUUCUUGCUAAUGUAUCUGUUUCCAAGGCAGCUGCUAGUCAAGCAUUUCUGGACCCCCAAACAACAAGUUGAUUUCUUAGAUGCCUAUGAUGCGAUCCGGAAGCAGUCCCACUCAGAAAUCCUUAGUUAUUUAGAAAGAGCCAUCCCUCUUCUUUCUGACACAGGGAUUCAGUGGCAUCUGAAAGACCUAUGCGCCAAGAUACAGAAUGGUACCCACCCAGCAGUCCAUGAUAUCCUGGCUCUCAGAGAGUGUUUCUGCAACCACCCUUUGGGCAUGAACCAGCUCCAGGCUAUGCAAAUCAAAGCCCUGAGCCGAGCCAUGCUUCUCACACCUUACCUGCCUCCUCCCUUGUUGAAGUAUCGCUUGAAGACACAUACCACGGUGAUCCAUCAGCUGGACAGCGCGCUGGCAAAGCUGGGGAUUGGCCAGCUGACCGCUCAAGAAGUAAAAUCGGCUUGUUAUCUUCGUGGACUGAAUUCUACACAUAUUGCUGAAGACAGGUGUCGAACUUGGCUAGGAGAAUGGUUGCAUAUUUCCUGCAGCCUGAAAGAGGCGGAGCUGUCCCUGCUGCUGCACAGCGUGGUCCUGCUUUCCACCAACUACCUUGGGACAAAGCGCUGAGUGAACCCUGGAGUGGAUGGCAUUGUCCUGCAGUCGCAUAGUACAGCAGUGUGGGACCAAAGAGCACUUGUCAGAAGAAUCCGUGUGCACUGUUAGGUGUGUGGGGUCAGAGGAGCAGGUGCCAGGGGCUUCACAGCACGCUAUCUACAUGGGAACUACAUUCCCCUCACAGCUCAAACUAAACCAAACCCUCUUUCCUGGGGUGGCGUCAUCCUGUCUCCCUCGUACUAACCUGGAGUUGGCAGAACCUCUGCACCAGGCUUUGUCUGUGAUGUGUGGUGUUUCAGUCCUCUGAAGUCAGGCUUUGCCUGAGGUGGAAAUCAUUUGUCCUGACUUGACUGCCUUUUCUUCCUGAUUGCCCAGGCUGGCUUCAAACUCCUGAGGUUCGAGGGAUCUUUCCGCCUCAGCCUUCUGAGUAACUGGGGCUACAGGUGUGCAACACCAUACCCGGCUUCACUGCCAUGGUUUUCAUAGCUGUUACCCCGCAUCCCCACCCCAGAAUUCUUAGCUGAUGAAAACAGCACUUAGACUGGAACAUAAAAAUCCUUGUCUCUUCCAUCCAGUUAUGACCAAAAGUAGGAUUUUUUUUUUCCCUUACUGGCAUGGGCUAACCACUCCCUUUCAAAUACCUUCACUUUUUUUUUUUUUUUUAAUAAGGACUAGCUUAAAAGGGAACAUUGUAAAGGAAAAGCUAGAAAGGAAGUGCUGACUGGCCCCCUCCCCAGUGUUUACAGCCUUCAAACCCUAUUGUCUUAAGUUUUCGGCUGUUGUACAGUCCCUAUGGAUCUUAAAAUUGUUCGCUACCUCCACUGUUGCAGAAACCCAACUAUAAUCGACAGUGGCUGUCUUCUUUGGGCCAUAGGUCAAAACUGUUGAAGGUACUAGUUACUACCCAGCUCUGGGAGACCAGGAGAGAUCGGCAUCAAGAUAGUAAGUUUUAUUUAGCUUUUGUGUGUACAUCCAUGACCUGUAGUUCUGUAAUAACUGACUGUAAACGCAUGAAGCACUGUUUGAACCCAAGUAAAGACUGCCUGAAACCUGC